AUGGAAGCGAGAAGCAAAAAUAUACAAGCGAGAGAUGUUUAUUUACAAGGAACUCCCCUAAAACCAGCAGCUUUGCCUUCACGAAAUCAACUUGCAUUUUCUUCUGCUAGAUCGCAAGAAAAAACGAAAGAGAAGGUUGAUCCUGUUGAAAACGCAGUUUCACAAAGCUUUCUUGAUGGAGAAUGGGAGCGAAUGAAUGCAGAUCCUGCCAUUGAUUUUGCCAAAGUUCGACCAGACUCGCGUUUUGCUGAAAUAAGCUGCCCGUUUCCAACAACCCCUGCAAAGAAAAUCAGCCCUGGUAUUUUGGACAUUCCGAACGAGCAAGAAUCUUCGCAAGAAAUGUCGCCACCCAGAGACUACAAAUCCUUUAAUCUUUCUGACAUUCUCGACUCUCCAUGA
This is a messenger RNA of Oikopleura dioica, 399 nucleotides long. The record is from the annotation of a GenBank genome assembly. Lineage: Eukaryota; Metazoa; Chordata; Appendicularia; Copelata; Oikopleuridae.